AUGAGCAGUCAGUCUUUCAGAACUGCCAAUUAUAUAAACGCCCAGUUUCUGGGUCGUAAAAGACCUACAAUUGAAGUAAUAGGUGAUGAAGUAGAAGAGAUGCGAAGUUUACCCGUUAGCAUGGUUUUAAUGAGUACUGAGACCACGGAGGACCGCGAACAUGUUAUGUUAGAGUGUCAGGAACUGUUCGAGAGUCUGGAGAAUACUAAGGUUGUAUUAUUGAAGGACUUUCACCGGCAAUAUCUCGACUUUUCCUUCAGUAAUUCGCUUCCGAGACAAAUGAAGGCAUUGGAUGCAUCACAGCCAUGGAUCCUGUAUUGGAUUGCAUGCUCGCUACGGAUGUUGAAUAGAAACUGGCUGACAGAAGAUGUUCAGCGCAAAAUAUACACCAAGCUCUUUGGUGCAUCGGUGCAAAAGGGACCUUUCUGCGGGGGUUACGGCCAAGAUCCGCAUUUGGUCUGUACUUAUGCAGCGAUCAAUGCUUUGGCAUUGUGCGAUAACGUUGAUGACUGCUGGGGCCAGAUUGACCGUCAAGCGAUUUACAAGUGGCUUUUGUCACUAAAAUGCAGUAAUAAUGGGUUCAAGACGGGCACUACGGUGGGCGAAUGCGAUUCCAGAUCAACGUAUUGCGCGCUCAGCGUUGCUAAAAUGCUAAAUAUACUCACACAAGAAUUAUGUGAAGGUGUUGCCGAGUUCUUGUUGCGAUGCCAAACUUACGAGGGAGGAUUUGGUGCUUGUCCUCAGGACGACGAAGCACACGGUGGGUACACAUUUUGCGCUUCUGCAGGUCUGGCCAUACUCGACAGCCUGCAAAAGAGCGACCUGUCAAAGCUUGCAGAAUGGUGCAGUGCCCGCCAAACGGCGGAGGAGAAAGGGUUUUCAGGACGCAGCAACAAGUUGGUGGAUGGCUGCUAUAGCUACUGGGUGGGGGCCGUUAAUUCGCUUCUCGAGAUAGCCGGAUUUGGAUCCUUCAUUGAGAAGACGGCGCUACAAGGAUACAUACUCAAGUGCUGUCAAUCUUCAGAAAGACCCGGUCUUCGAGACAAACCGGGCAAGUCACCGGACUAUUACCACACAGCCUACGUUUUGAUGGGAUUUUCGCUCACAGAACAUACAUUUGAAGCUGCCAAUGCACAAAAAUCGAUCAGCACUCUACCAACAGCCAAAGAGACGCAAUUGCAACCUGUAAACCCGAUAUUCGGACUUCCUAUCGACGAUGUAUCGAAAUUCAUCGCUUUCCAUUCCAAAUUACCGUCUGUCCACUAG
This is a messenger RNA of Lachancea lanzarotensis, 1266 nucleotides long. It is a transcript of the gene RAM1, whose product is annotated as LALA0S03e04698g1_1. The record is from RefSeq and is a predicted model, not a curated record. Lineage: Eukaryota; Fungi; Ascomycota; Saccharomycetes; Saccharomycetales; Saccharomycetaceae. Gene Ontology annotation, cellular component: protein farnesyltransferase complex. Gene Ontology annotation, biological process: protein farnesylation. Gene Ontology annotation, molecular function: protein farnesyltransferase activity. The coding region runs from base 1 to 1266 and encodes 421 amino acids. The transcript has a single exon.